AUGACAAACGGGCACCCGUUUGUCAUUCCAAACCUCCUUCCAGGGCUACCGCCGGCGAUCAUUAGACUGGGUACCAAGUCGGGCUGGGUGACCGGCGCUGCUGCGGGACCUGCGGCUGUCCCGCACAGCCCAGCGAGCGGGGACCCCGAGUCACCUGCCCGGGCGGCUAGGCACGGGCACCCCGAGCCCGCAGUGGUGCCGGCACAGAGCUUCACCUCCAUGGCCGCUGCCUCCCCUCCCAUGCUCCCGAGCCUCCGCAGGGACAGUAAACACAGCCCAGCUCUGGGGUUUUCAGAGGCGCGGAGUUUCCCUGUCCUUCCCCCCGACGCUGACACUUUUCCCAGCAACUUCUUGCCCUCCGCGCCCAAGAGAGAGCAAAGUGUGCAAUACACAACUGCGGAGCGACUGGACUCGGACUGCCCGGGCUCCGCCACGCCAGCCGCCGCCCCCGCGCUGGGCUAUGGGUAUCACUUUGGCAAUGGAUACUAUAGCUGCAGGAUGUCCCACGGGGUCGGGAUACAGCAAAACGCCCUGAAGUCUCCCCCCCACGCCUCCAUUGGCGGCUUUCCUGUGGAAAAGUACAUGGACGUCUCCAGCUUGACCAGCACGAGUGUCCCCGCCAAUGAAGUCUCCUCCAGGGCAAAGGAAGUGUCCUUCUACCAGGGCUAUACAACCCCCUACCAGCACGUUCCUGGGUACAUAGACAUGGUCUCAACGUUUGGCUCUGGGGAACCGAGACACGAAACAUACAUAUCAAUGGAGGGCUAUCAGUCCUGGACUCUGGCUAAUGGCUGGAAUAGUCAGGUUUACUGUGCCAAAGAUCAGACACAGAGCUCGCACUUCUGGAAAUCGUCCUUUCCAGGGGACGUUGCACUAAACCAGCCCGAUAUGUGUGUCUACCGGCGCGGGAGGAAGAAGCGAGUGCCGUACACAAAACUGCAGCUUAAAGAACUCGAAAAUGAAUAUGCCAUUAACAAGUUCAUUAACAAGGACAAGAGGCGAAGGAUAUCCGCAGCCACAAACCUGUCUGAGAGACAAGUUACCAUUUGGUUUCAGAACAGGAGGGUGAAGGAUAAGAAAAUAGUCUCCAAACUGAAAGACAACGUAUCCUGA
This is a messenger RNA of Zonotrichia albicollis (white-throated sparrow), 1113 nucleotides long. RefSeq names its product homeobox D13 (gene HOXD13). Gene Ontology annotation, biological process: regulation of DNA-templated transcription. The record is from RefSeq and is a predicted model, not a curated record. Lineage: Eukaryota; Metazoa; Chordata; Aves; Passeriformes; Passerellidae. Gene Ontology annotation, molecular function: DNA-binding transcription factor activity, RNA polymerase II-specific; DNA binding.